Molecule: messenger RNA, 828 nt
Organism: Uloborus diversus
Lineage: Eukaryota; Metazoa; Arthropoda; Arachnida; Araneae; Uloboridae
Product: scoloptoxin SSD20-like
Biological process (GO): glutathione catabolic process; carbohydrate metabolic process
Cellular component (GO): plasma membrane
Molecular function (GO): aldehyde-lyase activity; zinc ion binding; glutathione gamma-glutamate hydrolase
Source: RefSeq, a predicted model, not a curated record
AUCCGAGAGAAAAUAGAUGACACUCGGACGUUCGACGACCCAGGCCACUACGGUGUCAACGUCACAGUGCACGAGGACCACGGUACAGCUCACGUGACAGUCGUCGGUCCAGACGGCGAUGCCGUUGUAGCGACGACCACUGUCAAUCAGUACUUCGGAAGUCUGAUAAUGUCUCCACAAACGGGCAUCAUACUGAACGACGAGAUGGACGACUUCAGUUCGAGGAACAUCACCAACUACUUCGGCCUUCCUCCGAGUCAGAAGAACCUGAUCCACCCGGGAAAGCGCCCCAUGAGCUCCAUGUGCCCCGCCAUAGUCGUCGACAGCGACGGAGACGUCCGAUUGGCCGUGGGAGCGAACGGAGGGACGCAAAUCACCACCAGCGUCGCUCAGGCAAUUGUACGGAAUUUGUUCCUCAAAGAAGAUAUCAAGAAGACAAUAGAUGCUCCUCGAUUCCAUCACCAGCUGUUGCCAAACUACAUAGAAUAUGAAACUCUAUUUCCUCAGAGUACCUUGGAAGAUUUGAGAAAAAUGGGCCACAAAACUCACGUCUUAGGAAGUAAAAUGGUUGGUAUUUUGAUGGGGAUCGCAAGAGGAGAAGACGGUUUGCUGUAUGCCAAUUCCGACUACAGAAAAGGAGGGAAUGUCGACGGGUUCUGAGAACUCGUUCAAGCAUUUUAUUGUCUGAAAUACCGUCCAUUGUAAAAUUUGUAUAUAGACUCUCAGCAGUAUUUUUAAAUGUCAUGUUCAUGUUUGAAUUUACCAAGACAAUUCUUAAUGCGUGACAAACUUUCAAAACUUGAAAACAGAAAUACAGUUGGACCCCGA